Colossoma macropomum (tambaqui) is the source of this 1494-nucleotide messenger RNA. Its product is annotated as 4F2 cell-surface antigen heavy chain. The record is from RefSeq and is a predicted model, not a curated record. The transcript has 8 exons. NCBI's taxonomy places the organism in Eukaryota, Metazoa, Chordata, Actinopteri, Characiformes, Serrasalmidae. Gene Ontology annotation, biological process: carbohydrate metabolic process; amino acid transport. Bases 1 to 1452 code for a protein of 483 amino acids.
AUGCCUUUAAAGAUGGAUGGAGACCCAGGCUACGGCAGCCUUGUGGGCCCGGGGCUCAGCCUGUCAGGCAGUCUGGAGGGCUCAGAGACCCUCCCUCUACUAAUCCCAGAAGCUGCGCCAGAUCUAAAUACCUGGAAGCCCAUGAACAGAGAACAGCUGGAGGCCGUCGCUGGUGGGCCAGGCUGGAGAAAGUUCCGCUCUCGUCUGGUCUUGCUUUUCUGGCUGGGGUGGCUGACCAUGCUGGGUACUGCCAUCGCAGUGGUCAUUCAGAGCCCACGGCCUGUGGCCACCCCACUACACUGGUGGCAGAAAGAGCUCUUUUACCGGCUGCAGCCAGCUCUGUUCCUGGAUGUAGACAACACAGAGUCCAGUGCUAUUAGCAAGGUAUCUGACAGGCUCGACUACCUCCGGUCUCUGGGGGUUGGGGUGAUGAUUUUGGAGGGUUUGUUCAGGCAUGAUGUUUCCCCACCCAACCUGACUGAGAUUGACCAGCGACUGGGCACUUUACCACAGUUUUACCAGCUCAUCACAGACUGCCAUAAAGCAGGUGUAAGAAUCAUCCUGGACCUCUGCAACCUGGAUCUGCUUAACGGACCUGAGUUCAGUAACAAGACGGAGAUGUUAUCUGAUUCAUCUGUCCAGGACUCAUUAAGAUACUGGCUUGUGUUAGGGGUGUCAGGAUUUGGAAUCUGUGAUACAGACUCUGCCUUUUCUGAAAAGACACUGACAGAAUGGAGAGGACUUGUUGAAGAGUUCAACAUUGAGUACAAUGAAAGGAUUGUGAUGGUGAAGCAAACAGGUGAUUCCUCCUCAGCACUCAACGCAUCUAGGCCAACAGUGAACAGCUCUCUGGUGGAUCUGGUCUCAGAGUCUUUGCUCCCCUCGUCCUUCUACCAGUUAUCUGCAGCUAAGCUAGCUGAAGCCAUGGAGACCAGGCUGAAGACACUGCAGGGAGAAUGGUCAAGCUGGACAGUGGACAGGCCUAUAGCCUGGGAGCUACAGAAAGUCUUCAUGGUUUUGAUAAUGACCCUACCAGGAACUCCAAUUAUCAGAUAUGGUGAUGAGAUUAGCCAGCCUGUGAAUCAGAUCAAAUCGAGGCGCUCCACUUCGCUCUUCCAGUCUCUGAGUCGCACUCGUUUUCGUGAAGAAGCACUUCUUUUUGGCACCUUUACCUUUCUCCCUUUCAACAGCUCUGCCCAAUCUAACUCCUCAGCCACGCCCCCUCUAGCCUUCCUGCGCUCCUGGGGUUGCGUUCAUGUCCUGGUGUUGUUUAACCUGGGUUCAGAACCUCAGUCUCUGGACCCUAACUGGGCCCCCAGCCUCCCUGAAGAAGGAGUGUUUGUGACCAGCACGGGUCUGGACCGUCUCGGGGCUGUGUCCCUUCAGUCCAUAAAGCUCCACCCACAUGAGGCCAUUGUCAUUAAACUGUUUGAACCAGACAACUAUUUCUGAGAGGAUGCAUGAAGCUCCAGUGGAGAAUGAGUGGUGUCAGGA